Helicoverpa armigera (cotton bollworm) is the source of this 1212-nucleotide messenger RNA. RefSeq lists its product as uncharacterized. The transcript has 5 exons. The record is from RefSeq and is a predicted model, not a curated record. Bases 418 to 1212 code for a protein of 264 amino acids. NCBI's taxonomy places the organism in Eukaryota, Metazoa, Arthropoda, Insecta, Lepidoptera, Noctuidae.
AAAAAAAUUGAUAUGACUUAUAUGUCAAUGAUAUGACUUGACAUGAAAUUAUGCCUUUAACGGCUGGAUUAGGAAAAAAACCCGGAUUAAUAAAAGAAGACAAUGACUUGACAAAAAAUUAUUGAUUUGACAUGAAUUAAACACGUAUGACAAAAUUUUUUAAAAAAUAUUACGAAAGAAAUAAAUACCUACGAAAGACUAGGCAGUAUGGUCGAAAGACUUUAGCCUGCCCUAUGGGCAAAAAAAAAAAAAAAAUUGAAUAGAACAGAAAUUUGGCGCCAAGCUUCUUGCAUUUUGUGCAUAAUUGGCACGACUAACAUUUAGUUUUUUAAUGAAAGCGAUCGGUUCUAACCAGCUAUUGGACUUACAUAAAUAUAAUUUUUCUUAACAAGUUUAAAUUAACAAAAUUUAUCAACAAUGGACGUAACAGACAUUAGUAAAGUGGCUAGUCGAAAAAGGAUGAACACAGAUGCUGAAAAGCUUAGAGAAAAAGUAUCUCGUGAAACGGCGAAAAUUAUUAAAUUGAAGGUGGCGCAGGACACGGCGUACUGGGAUGUGAAGGAGCGGCUCCAGCAGCUGCAGGGCGCGCACGAGCGCCUGCAGCAGAACAUGGUGGACGUGCAGAUGCAGCACGAGGCCGCGUCCGCGCAGUACGCGCGCGAGCUGCGCCUGCGCCCCGACACGCUCAACAAGUUGGCGGGCGCGCGCGCCGUGGGCGACGUGCUGGAGCAGUUCGGCGAGCGCCUGCGCCGCGGCGUCGCGCGCAGCCGCGCCGACCGCGCCGCGCUGCAGGCCGCCUACGCGCAGUGCGGCGCGCGCGUGCCGCCUGGCCGCGCGCCUCGCCGCCGCGCGCGCCGCCGCCGCCGCCGCACGCGCCGCAGUUCAUGUACACAGAUACACACACAGAAUACAGAAAAGAAGAAGAUAGAACACAUACGUAAAGGUACCGCCAACCAGGCAGCCGAGGCGCAGCGCCUGAGCGAGGCCUACUCGCAGCUGGGCCUAGCGCGCGGCCGCGCCGACGAGCUGGCGCAGGCGCGCGACAUGCUGGCCGCGCGCCUGCGCCAGGCCGACGACGCCGCGGCCGCCAUGCGCGACGACGUGGCGCGGCUGCUGCAGCAGUCGGCCGCGCAGCUGGCGGAGCUGCGGCAGAGCGCGGCGCGCCUGGAGGACGAGUGGGUACCUAUAGGUCGCGGCGCCGCGCGCAGGUAG